UAUGGAUUCAGUUUGGUUAUGACAAUGGACAACCUUGGGUGCAGUGUAUAACACUGACCGUUUAGUGGUGUUCGUCUGAAUUAACGUUGAGUAGCGGUGUGUGAGUGCUUUCCUCCUCUCUCUGUGAAUGUCGGUGAGCAUGGCAAAAAGGGAAAGUGACAGCACCAGCCCAGUGGUUCGACAGAUAGACAAACAGUUUCUGGUCUGCAGUAUCUGCCUGGAGCGUUACCAUAACCCCAAAGUCCUGCCCUGUCUGCACACCUUCUGUGAGAGAUGUCUACAGAAUUACAUCCCUCCCCAGUCCCUGACCCUGUCAUGCCCAGUGUGCAGACAGACCUCCAUCCUGCCCGAGAAGGGCGUGGCUGCCUUACAGAAUAACUUCUUUAUCACUAACCUCAUGGAGGUGCUGCAGCGGGAGCCUGAAUGUACACAGCCGGAGUCCUGUAGUGUCCUGGAGUCAGUCAGUGCUGCAGCAUCAGGGCAGCCCUUAUCCUGCCCUAACCACGAAGGAAAGGUGAUGGAGUUCUACUGCGAGUCAUGUGAGACUGCAAUGUGCCUGGAGUGCACUGAGGGAGAGCACAGAGAGCAUGUGACCGUUCCACUUCGGGAUGUUCUGGAGCAGCACAAGGCAGCACUGAAAAAUCAGCUCGACACUAUUCGUAACAGGCUUCCCCAGCUGACUACAGCCAUUACUCAGGUGGAAGAGAUCUCCAAACAGUUGAUUGAGAGGAAGACAGAGGCCGUGACUCAGAUCAACAGCACUUUUGAAGAACUGGAGCGCGCACUCCAUCAGCGAAAGACAGCUCUCAUUACCGACCUGGAGAAUAUCUGCUCAGGCAAACAGAAGGUCUUGCGGACACAGCUGGCUGCACUGCAGCAGGGUAAGGAGAACAUCCUGAGUAGCUGCACGUUCACUGAGCAGGCCCUGAGUCACGGCAGUGCCACAGAGAUCCUGCUGGUUCAGAAACAGAUGGGAGAGCGUGUUAGCACACUGGCCAGACAUGCGUUUCCUGAACAGCCCCACGAAAACGGACACCUGGAAUGUCAGGUGGAGACUGAGGGGCUUCGGCGCUCCAUCCAGAACCUGGGAGUUCUCCUGACCACCAGUGCGGUGGGUCACACCAGCGUAGCCACAGGGGAGGGGCUUCGACAUGCUGCGGUGGGACAACACACCACUGUUACUGUGACAACCAAGGACAAGAGUGGGGAGCUGGUGAAGACGGGGAACGCCGCGCUGUCUGCGCAGAUCGUGGCUGCAGACGGAACAGUGACAGAGGCCGAAGUGGUGGACAACAAGAAUGGCACGUACGAGGUGGGUUACGUCAUGCGCUCCGAGGGCGAGUUUUCGUUCUCGCUCCAGCUCUAUGGGCAACCAGUUAGGGGCAGCCCCUUCCGCCUGCGAGCCGUCAAGCCCUCCGAUGUUCCACAGUCGCCCGACGAUGUAAAGCGGCGCGUGAAGUCGCCCAGUGGGGGAGGGGGGCACAUCCGUCAGAAGGCCGUGCGUAGGCCAUCCAGCAUGUACAGCAGCACUAAGAAGAAAGAGAAUCCCAUUGAAGACGAGCUCAUCUACAGAGUUGGAACCCGAGGACGAGAGAGGGGAGAGUUUUCCAAUUUACAGGGCAUUUCUGCCUCUAGCAAUGGGCGAAUCGUGGUGUCUGACAGUAACAACCAGUGUAUACAGGUGUUUUCCAAUGAUGGGCAGUUCAAACUGAAGUUCGGGGUUCGGGGCCGUUCCCCAGGGCAGCUCCAGCGGCCCACGGGGGUGACAGUGGACCCGAACGGGGACAUCAUCGUAGCUGACUACGACAACAGGUGGCUCAGCAUCUUCUCUGCCGAUGGGAAGUUUAAGAAUAAAAUCGGGGCAGGGAGACUGAUGGGACCCAAAGGGGUAGCUGUGGACCGUAACGGACACAUCAUCACUGCCGACAACAAGGCCUGCUGUGUCUUCAUCUUCCAGUCCAAUGGCAAACUAGUCACCAAGUUUGGGGCCCGAGGAACAUCGGAGAGGCAGUUCACAGAGAAAUGUGGGGCAAAUAGUCCACUGGAGCAGAAGUUUAGCAGAUCUGGUCCUGCCUUUAGCCCUCAUUUCGUGACUGUGAACAGUAAGAAUGAAAUCAUCGUGACAGAUUUUCAUAAUCAUUCUGUCAAGGUGUAUAAUGCUGAUGGGGAGUUCCUGUUUAAAUUCGGAUCACAUGGUGAGGGAAACGGGCAGUUUAAUGCCCCCACUGGGGUGGCAGUGGACACCAAUGGAAAUAUCAUUGUGGCUGACUGGGGUAACAGUCGGAUCCAGGUGUUUGAUAGUUCCGGUUCCUUCCUGUCUUAUAUCAACACUACAGCGGACCCUUUGUAUGGGCCCCAGGGCCUGGCCCUGACCUCAGAUGGCCACGUGGUGGUGGCGGACUCUGGGAACCACUGCUUCAAAGUUUACCGCUACCUGCAGUAGAGUCCACACAGUACCAACCGGAGAGCCCACACAGUACCAAUCGGAGGACCACACUGGGACACUCCCACUGGCCGUGACUGAGGCACCAGAGCCAGGCGGGAAAGAGUCCAGAACUCAUCUACCGUGCAGGCACUCUGAUUCUCUGCUUUUUGUCUUUUCCAUUUACACAUACGUUUCUGCAAGUAAAGAUCUUCAGUUACCAACUGCCAAUAUCCUUCCUAUUAGUCUGAAGGGCUGGGAAAAUUGAAGAGCUCUUCUGCAUCCAUAUGUAUUUGGUAUUGAUAUCAUUCCCAAUUUAAAAAAACAACAAAAAAAAACAUCUUCAACAGCUCUCUGAAGAAAUCUGUACAAAAAUCAAUUGAACAUUGAUUAUGACUCAGUAAUUAUCAGUAAUUAUGAAGGCAGCUAUUCUUUAGCUUUUCAAUUUAAAUCCAUGGGAAAAAAAUCUCUGUCUCCGGAUUAUUUCAAACUGUGUUCAGUAUCUGACUUCAUUUUAACAAAGAACAUGAAGACUGAGGAUAUUUCUACAUUAAACAAAAAAAUUCUACAGAGCACUAAUAACACAAACAGCACACAGGCGUUCUUGAAUGCUGAGUGGAUUAUUGCUUCAUAUUUGUGUCCUGUGCCACAGAGAUGCACAGAGAUCGACAGUGAUCCACAGGGCCAUUAAUGAGCAGUUGCUUGUCAGGGUUCUGUACACAGGUCAUGUGAACACUGCUUUCCCUUUUCUUGGAAUUUCCCAUCAGACACAUAGGACACCAGCACAGAAUGCUGUGUGAGGGUAGGAAUCACAUGCUUCCUGCUUCAUCAUGAAAAACGACUCUGGACAUCAGGACGUCAAGGAGACGAUAAUGGAUCAUGAAAUGAGUCUUCAUAUAGACUGCUCCUGGACUGCUGUCAUUUGCUCUUCGAUAGAUUAGUACUAACAGUUUGCUGUCCAAGUUUUCCAUGGAUUAGUUGAUGCUAAGUGGCUGACCUUGUGAAGUAGGCCAUUUCAUUCCAACUCACACCAUGCGUGUCCUGGAUCACUACAUACAUAUAUACGUGGAUGCAUUUGUGUAAAGUAAUGUGCAUACAUUUAUGAAAGACCUCAGCAGGUUGUCCUGUUAUAAGAGUCAGUAGUCCUUUAGAUGAAUGGAAAGCUUAGUACAGUAGUGUUUCAGUCUUUAGAGUAGACCAGCCUGGCUUUAUGACUGACACCACAGCAGCGUUGGAGCAAGCUUAUAAUCUCACUGUGGCUUUAGCAUUUAAAUACUCUGCACAAUCUCUGCCUGAAAAUACAGUAUUCUCCCAUGUGAAUAACACAAAAAAGUAUUCUCUCUCUCU
Molecule: messenger RNA, 3769 nt
Organism: Chanos chanos (milkfish)
Lineage: Eukaryota; Metazoa; Chordata; Actinopteri; Gonorynchiformes; Chanidae
Gene: trim3a
Product: tripartite motif containing 3a
Exons: 14
Coding region: 128-2443 (771 amino acids)
Biological process (GO): proteasome-mediated ubiquitin-dependent protein catabolic process; protein polyubiquitination
Molecular function (GO): protein binding; zinc ion binding; ubiquitin protein ligase activity
Source: RefSeq, a predicted model, not a curated record